UGUUCCCCUUUUCCACCCUUCCCUCUCCUCCGGGAGACCGAGGCUAAAGCCACUAAUGUUUUGGGAAUAGGCACGGAUCAUGUAAAAAUAACUGUUUGAUGGUUGCCUUAUUAUAAAAGAUGCUCUUGUCUAGGUCCCACUGAUUCUUAUAGGCGCAUAUAUCUUAGUAUUUGUGAAUGUGCAUAAAUCAUAAAUGUACCACGGAAGCUGAUGGUCCAGGCCUGCCCGAGUUUGUACUCGUGUCUGAUCAUCAUACACGCAGAGUAGAAUUUUCAACUGUGUGAUUCGCUAUUACCAUUGUUUCAUGUAUUCAUAUAAUUAUGUUAUUGUAGUUAUAAUCAUAAUAAUUAUAAUAUAAUACACUUAACAUUCAGGGAAAAUACACGACCUGGCCCUUAGACCAAUAUAUUAUCAUCAGCUGUAUUGUUAAAAUAAAUUAUUAUUUAAUAAAAAAUUGGAGUAUUAUUAUAUAGAGGUUCAGGAUUCCGUUUCCAAUUUUUAGAACAGUUAGGCCUAUACAGCGUCAUAAACUUAUGCAUGAGCAAAUGUGAGCAAAUUAAUUCCAGUUGUGUUUUCCUCCUCCAGCCGUGGUUUCUUGGAAACCACUUGUGUUGACUUCCAUCUCAGAGGCCCCUCCUACCCUCUGACUGCUGUGAGGGCUGUGAGUGCUUUCCUGCACGCGCACAUUCAGUAUUUUAGAGACGCUUGUACCAAAUCAACUUCCAAAGCAUCGACAUCAACCAAGCAACAAAAUGAGUACCCUGGAAUCAGAAGUGUUUGAAGAUCUUGAAAAGGCCCUGGAAGACCUUGAUUUGGUCUCAGCUGUAUCGAUAAUCAAGUAUUUGGAAGAUAUAAAUAAUAUUUCACUGAAUAUUGCUGUCACAGGAGAGAGUGGAGUUGGAAAGUCCACCGUUGUUAAUGCCUUCAGGGGAAUAGACAACACAGAUGAGAGAGCGGCCCCUACUGGUGUGGAAACAACCAAAACUGAGCCUUACCCACAUCCAAUAUACCCCAAUGUUACAUUAUGGGAUCUCCCGGGAAUUGGGACCACCAAUUUCCCAGCUGAUCAGUACCUGGAGCGCUCUGGGUUUGAAAAUGUAGAUUUUUUUAUCAUUGUAUCAGCUGGUCGCUUCAGAGAGAAUGAUGCCAAGCUGGCUCAGGAGAUCAAGAAAAUGGGCAAGAAGUUCUACUUUGUUCGCUCUAAGAUUGACAACAACCUAAGUGAUGCAAAAAGGGGCCAGAGGGAGUACGAUGAAGAAAGGACACUUCAGGAAAUCAGGGAAAACUGCAUUCAUGAACUUGAACAACAAGGUGUGGCGUCUCCUCAGGUCUUCCUGGUGUCUGGUUUUGAUCUCCAUUUGUACGACUUCCCCGCCCUCCAGGACACCAUGGAGAGAGAGCUUCCUUCACACAAGAGAGAUGUUUUGAACUGGGGCAUUCCUAAAGUCUGCAAAAGCAUCAUUAACAAGAAGAAAGAGGUUUUCAGUUCGCAAAUUUGGUACUAUGCUUUAACUUCUGCAGCCGUAGCAGCUGUACCUAUCCCAGGGCUUUCCUUCGCUGCAGAUGUAGGGAUGCUGGUCGGUGUUCUUACAAACUAUUUGAAUGGAUUUGGUCUGGAUGAGGAGUCCCUAGCGAAACUUUCCAGUGAAACAAAAACACCUUUAGAUGAUCUAAGGGCAGAAAUGAAAUGUUUUUGUUCUGGACAGAAUGUCACUAUAGAGCUUGUUUCGUUAAUGCUGCAUUCUCUACCACUGCUUACGGGGGAGGCAGCAAAGGAAGGUUCUAGAUGGAUUCCUUUUCUUGGAAUCCCAAUAGCGGCUUCAAUUUCUUACACUUUCAUCACCAGCUUUUUGACUUCUACUCUUGACAGCCUAUCUGUAGACGCAGAAAGUGUUCUGAUAAAGGCAUUGGACAUUAGCGCCUUAAUAACAGGUUAUUCUGUAGCCGUUAGCAAUGAGUAACAAUGAACACUUAAACAAAAAUAAAGAAUGUUUAAAAUCGCAAUAGGGAAAUAAGUAAUUAAAUAGUAAGUAAUAGUAAGAGUCUUUGUUCAUGUCUGUUGAGUUUAUUUGAAUUACUGUUGAAACAUGACGCUGGGAAAUUGAUUGAUUCAAUAUUGGUUUUAAUGGCCACGCUAUGUCCAGGCCGGUUUAAUCCACAGCCGGGACACUAUGAAUACCAUUUUUUCCUUUUAUGCCUAGAGAUUACAACUUUACAUUAUUGCAUUGUACUUACAAUAGCAUAUUACUCUGUCUUUCUCUUUCAUCUCAUCAACAAUAUAUCAUAUUACGAGGAAAUUACAUGUUGUAUAUAAUGGGAUAUAAAAAA
Messenger RNA from Gadus morhua (Atlantic cod), 2328 nucleotides. RefSeq names its product interferon-inducible GTPase 5-like. Gene Ontology annotation, cellular component: membrane. NCBI's taxonomy places the organism in Eukaryota, Metazoa, Chordata, Actinopteri, Gadiformes, Gadidae. The transcript is spliced from 3 exons. Gene Ontology annotation, molecular function: GTP binding. The coding region runs from base 753 to 1961 and encodes 402 amino acids. The record is from RefSeq and is a predicted model, not a curated record.